GGAGGCGUUGGCAUUCCGGGCGGCGCGCGGCUCCGCCCUCCACCCGCCUCCACAGUAAAUUGACCCGAGCCGGCGUGUAGGCUUGUGUAGUAAUGCGGAUCAUUCCGGGUGAGAGGAGGCCAUAGCGUCCUGCCCUGGCCUGAGCGAUGCUGAGAAGCUGCGCUACGCGCCUGCGCACUCUUGGGGCCCCGCCUGCGAAGCAGCCCGGAGCAGUGUGGAGGUUAUUUUCUUCUGAGAAAGUCAUUCACAAGGACUAUGGUCUCCCGAACCCCAGCUGGAGCAAGGACCUAAGACUCCUCUUUGACCAGUUCAUGAAGAAAUGUGAAGAUGGUUCCUGGAAACGUUUGCCUUCGUACAGACAAAAUCCUGUUCAAACCUUUAAAGAAUUUCAAACCCGUUUUGUUGACCCCGGGUCUGUUACGAAAGAAGAACAAAUGUCAAAGGCCCAACAGUUCAGCAGAAGCUUAGAGGAAGGCCUGGGCUUUGAGUAUGUGAUGUUCUAUAAUAAAGGGGAGAAGAGGAUGGUUUGCUUGUUUCAAGGAGGUCUUCACCUGCAAGGGGUACCUGGAUUUGUUCACGGAGGUGCCAUUGCAACCAUGAUUGAUAUCACUACUGGCAUGUGUGCACUUGCCGAGGGAGUUGCCAUGACUGCCAACCUCAACAUCGACUAUAAAAAACCUAUCCCCCUUUGUUCUGUUGUGGUGGUAAACAGCAAACUUAGUAAGACGGAAGGAAGGAAACUUUUUAUUUCCUGUGAUAUCCAGAGUAUUGAUGAGAAGACUUUAUACACAUCAGCAACAGCUUUAUUUAUAAAGCUGGAUCCUGACAAACGUUUGACAUAACAGAACUUCUGGUCAAGUCCACACUGUUCUGCAUGAGGUCCUCCUCCAGAAGCGGCACCUAUCUCCACUCCUGUCCCAGCUGCUGAAUCCCCAGGAGAAAGCCUGGCUCACAGACCCUUCAGGACAGCCUCUGAAAUACAGGGCUGCAGGAACUGUCCACCUUGCAGACUUUUUCAUAAGAAGCACUCCCUGAGAGAGUCUCCGCGGUCAUCUGUAUCCCUAGGACAGAUCUGUGGUCCUGAAGUGUGAACAGACUUCAGAGCUAACAAGCACAGCACCUGCUCCACUGCAGACGGCAGAAAGAAGACUGUAUUGAAACUUGUCCUGCAAACAUGGAAGUGGAGUGGGGUGUGUGGAGUGCACGUGUACAUAAGCACGUACUGUGUGUGUACUGUGUGUUACAAAGCGGGUUUGCUGUAUGUGAACAGACCUCUUUCUGGCCAUAGUAGGGAACACAGCUCCUUGCUAUGAGGAUGGAUCCCACACAUCUGUCAUCUGGGAUCCUAGAGAUUAAACCAUUGUUCAUUUUUACCUCAGCCUGUACUAUUGUACCUUGCAGCACUGUGGUUUGUCAUGACUGGAAGAAGGCUCUGUUAGCUCUCAGGGCCGAUAAUACAGAACUACAAGCUAGGUGGUUUAAACCAACAAAACUUCACUCUCUUAGUUCACUGGCCCAGAGGCCGGAAGUCUAGUUAAAGUAUUAAGAAAACCUUGCUCCUUCUGAAGGUCCUGGGUGGAAACUGUUUCCCAUGUCUCUCCUGGCUUCUACUAAAGAAGCCUCCAUCAUUCCUUGGUUUUCAGACACAGCAUGAUUUCCCAUCUUCUGUUGUUCCUGUAUCCAGAUUUCCCUUUGAAAAGGUUUAUUUCUCUCCCUCCCUCCCCCCCCUUUCUCUCUCUCUCUCUCUCUCUCUCUUUGUGUUUGUGUGUUUGUAUGUGUUCAGGUGCUCAAAUAAAUUGGGAGAGUAAUGUGCUAGAAAACA
Molecule: messenger RNA, 1822 nt
Organism: Peromyscus maniculatus bairdii (prairie deer mouse)
Lineage: Eukaryota; Metazoa; Chordata; Mammalia; Rodentia; Cricetidae
Gene: Them4
Product: thioesterase superfamily member 4
Source: RefSeq, a predicted model, not a curated record